Molecule: messenger RNA, 4513 nt
Organism: Nomascus leucogenys (northern white-cheeked gibbon)
Lineage: Eukaryota; Metazoa; Chordata; Mammalia; Primates; Hylobatidae
Gene: IPO5
Product: importin 5
Exons: 28
Coding region: 1340-4453 (1037 amino acids)
Biological process (GO): protein import into nucleus
Cellular component (GO): cytoplasm; nucleus
Molecular function (GO): small GTPase binding; nuclear import signal receptor activity
Source: RefSeq, a predicted model, not a curated record
AACACUACACAUGUAUCAGAACAGGGGAAAAAAGUGUAAUAGCAGCAAUAGCAAAUGCUGGCAAGGAUGCAGAGAAAUUGCACUUCUCACACAUUGCUGGUGGAAAUGUAAAAUGGUGCAGUCACUUUGGAAAAUGGUGUGUUGGUGUCUUUUAAAACUAAGCAUACACUUACCAUGAAACCCAGCAAUUGCACUCCUGGGAAUUAUUUAAGAAGUAAAAAUGUGUAUACAUACAGAAACCUAUGCACAAGUACUCAUAGUAGCUUUAUUUGUAACAGGCAAAAACUGGAGGCAACCGAAAUGUCCAUCAAAAGGUGCAUCCGUACAGUGAAAUGCAACUCAGCAACACAAAGGAACAAACUAUUCAUAAGAACAUGUGUCAAUCUCAAGCGGAUUCUCUGAUUGUACAAAGCCAAUCUCAGAAGCUUUGGGAGCUUGGGCUACCCUGUAACGUCUAAAUGCCUGUGCAGUGUGGGCCCGUGAAGCUGGCAGGGUGGGCAGUAGAAACGCCCACCAGCAGGAGCCAGCUGACCUCCUGCAUGUCACAAUAGCAGCCAGGUGUCUCCACAGUGACGUCUCUGAGCCAGGAGGGAAGAACUGUGGGAUUGAUACAUCCCACAACUGGAGCAGCCUUAGUGCCGGGAACAGCUCUGACCACAGUAAGUUAUCCCAAAACCUCACAGCCAGAUGAAACCAUUGAAGAAUUUCAUCUGCACCAAGGAACAAUUUAGCGUGAUACUGGAGGGAAAGAGUUUCCCUGUGAGAUCCAGGAGGUCCCUUUAGCUCGUCUCCUGACAUCACCACAGUCAUACCCAAGAGGAAGGAAAGGUCAGAGACAAUGAUUUGGAGAACAUUCUACACAAAAACCAAGUAUGAAACAAUGACGAUUUCAUGACGGCUCACUGUUCUUUGGUAUCGUGCCUUACGUGAGCUGGGGACUAACUCCGUAUCCUUAAGGAGGCAUCACUUGAUUAGAGUUGCCCAAAAGAAUGUGGGUUAUUAUCCUAAAGGUCUGUGUAGCUAUCCUGAAACAGUCAGAAAUGAGUUUUUAUUUCACUUAGGUGGUUCCGGGGAGAAGCCUUUCCAGGACCCAUGUGUAGGCACAGCUGUUUUCCCUGAUCAGGAUCCUUGAGGCACUCAACAGAGAAAAGAAAUUCCUAAGGGAACACUGCUCAGAAAGUACUGUACCAUGUCUUCAAAUGCCUAAGGAUUAAGUUGGAAAACUAGAAGCAACAGAAAACACAAUAAGGAAACCUAUGAGAAUAUCCCAGGCCAGUCAAAGAUCACAUUCCUCUUACAAGCCAUCAGAAAUACGACAGCUGCUGAAGAGGCUAGACAAAUGGCCGCCGUUCUCCUAAGACGUCUCUUGUCCUCUGCAUUUGAUGAAGUCUAUCCAGCACUUCCCUCUGAUGUUCAGACUGCCAUCAAGAGUGAGCUCCUCAUGAUUAUUCAGAUGGAAACACAAUCUAGCAUGAGGAAAAAAGUUUGUGAUAUUGCAGCAGAACUGGCCAGGAAUUUAAUAGAUGAGGAUGGCAAUAACCAGUGGCCCGAAGGUUUGAAGUUCCUUUUUGAUUCAGUCAGCUCUCAAAAUGUGGGACUGCGGGAAGCUGCCCUUCACAUUUUCUGGAACUUUCCUGGAAUUUUUGGGAACCAGCAACAGCACUAUUUAGACGUCAUCAAACGAAUGUUAGUUCAGUGUAUGCAAGAUCAGGAGCACCCGUCGAUCAGAACAUUAUCUGCUAGAGCUACAGCUGCAUUUAUACUUGCAAAUGAGCAUAAUGUUGCUCUGUUCAAACAUUUUGCAGACUUGCUACCGGGAUUUCUACAGGCUGUAAAUGACUCGUGCUACCAGAAUGAUGAUUCUGUCCUAAAAUCCCUCGUUGAGAUUGCAGAUACUGUUCCGAAGUAUUUGCGUCCUCACUUGGAAGCAACUCUACAGCUAAGUCUAAAGUUGUGUGGAGAUACUAGCCUCAACAAUAUGCAGCGCCAGCUUGCCCUUGAAGUGAUCGUCACCCUCUCUGAGACUGCAGCUGCUAUGUUAAGAAAACAUACCAAUAUUGUUGCACAGACGAUUCCUCAGAUGUUAGCAAUGAUGGUUGAUUUGGAAGAAGAUGAGGACUGGGCAAAUGCAGAUGAACUAGAAGAUGAUGAUUUUGACAGCAAUGCAGUUGCAGGCGAGAGUGCUCUAGACCGAAUGGCUUGUGGACUUGGUGGAAAGCUCGUUCUGCCAAUGAUCAAGGAACACAUUAUGCAAAUGCUUCAAAAUCCUGACUGGAAAUACCGGCAUGCAGGAUUGAUGGCCUUAUCUGCCAUUGGUGAAGGGUGCCACCAGCAAAUGGAAGGAAUUCUAAAUGAGAUUGUAAAUUUUGUUUUACUUUUUCUCCAGGAUCCUCAUCCAAGAGUGAGGUAUGCAGCCUGUAAUGCCGUGGGACAGAUGGCUACAGAUUUUGCACCUGGUUUCCAAAAGAAAUUUCAUGAGAAGGUGAUUGCAGCUCUGCUGCAGACCAUGGAAGACCAAGGCAAUCAACGUGUGCAGGCCCAUGCAGCUGCUGCCCUCAUUAACUUUACUGAAGACUGUCCCAAGUCACUACUUAUUCCAUACUUGGAUAAUUUGGUGAAACAUCUGCAUUCCAUUAUGGUACUGAAGCUUCAAGAGUUGAUUCAGAAAGGCACCAAGUUAGUUUUGGAACAAGUUGUGACAUCCAUUGCAUCAGUUGCCGAUACUGCAGAAGAAAAAUUUGUCCCCUACUAUGAUUUAUUUAUGCCAUCACUGAAGCACAUUGUUGAGAAUGCGGUUCAAAAAGAACUGAGACUUCUGAGAGGAAAAACUAUUGAAUGCAUUAGCCUCAUUGGUCUGGCUGUUGGGAAGGAAAAAUUCAUGCAGGAUGCAUCAGAUGUGAUGCAGCUUUUGUUAAAGACCCAGACAGACUUCAAUGAUAUGGAAGAUGAUGAUCCUCAGAUCUCUUACAUGAUCUCAGCAUGGGCCAGAAUGUGCAAAAUCCUUGGAAAAGAAUUUCAGCAAUACCUUCCAGUGGUUAUGGGACCUUUAAUGAAGACGGCUUCAAUUAAGCCCGAAGUAGCCCUUUUAGAUACCCAAGACAUGGAGAAUAUGAGUGAUGAUGAUGGUUGGGAAUUUGUGAACCUUGGAGAUCAGCAAAGCUUUGGUAUUAAAACUGCAGGACUAGAAGAAAAAUCAACUGCUUGCCAGAUGUUGGUUUGCUAUGCUAAGGAGUUAAAAGAAGGCUUUGUGGAGUACACCGAACAGGUUGUCAAACUGAUGGUCCCUUUACUGAAAUUUUAUUUCCACGAUGGUGUUCGAGUGGCAGCAGCAGAAUCCAUGCCUCUCCUCCUGGAGUGUGCAAGAGUCCGUGGUCCUGAGUAUCUCACACAGAUGUGGCAUUUUAUGUGUGAUGCUCUAAUUAAGGCCAUUGGUACAGAACCAGAUUCAGACGUCCUCUCAGAAAUAAUGCAUUCUUUUGCAAAGUGCAUUGAAGUAAUGGGAGAUGGAUGCCUUAAUAAUGAACACUUUGAAGAACUGGGAGGUAUAUUGAAAGCAAAGCUUGAAGAACAUUUUAAAAAUCAAGAAUUACGACAAGUUAAAAGACAAGAUGAAGACUAUGAUGAACAGGUCGAAGAGUCACUACAAGAUGAGGAUGAUAAUGAUGUUUAUAUUCUGACCAAAGUGUCAGAUAUUUUACACUCAAUAUUCAGUAGCUACAAAGAAAAUGUGUUACCAUGGUUUGAACAGCUGCUUCCAUUAAUUGUCAACCUCAUUUGUCCACAUAGACCAUGGCCAGACAGACAAUGGGGAUUAUGUAUCUUUGAUGAUGUCAUAGAACACUGUAGUCCAGCCUCAUUUAAAUAUGCAGAAUAUUUCUUAAGACCAAUGCUCCAAUAUGUAUGUGACAACAGCCCAGAAGUCAGGCAAGCAGCUGCAUAUGGCCUGGGAGUCAUGGCACAGUAUGGUGGAGAUAAUUAUCGCCCUUUUUGUACAGAAGCACUUCCCCUGCUGGUAAGAGUUAUUCAGUCUGCGGAUUCUAAGACCAAAGAAAAUGUCAAUGCUACAGAGAAUUGCAUCUCAGCAGUAGGGAAAAUCAUGAAGUUCAAGCCUGACUGUGUAAACGUUGAAGAGGUCCUUCCACACUGGUUGUCUUGGCUGCCACUACAUGAAGAUAAAGAAGAAGCUGUUCAGACUUUCAAUUAUCUAUGUGACCUGAUUGAAAGUAAUCAUCCAAUUGUUCUUGGCCCAAACAAUACCAAUCUGCCCAAAAUAUUCAGUAUAAUCGCGGAAGGAGAAAUGCACGAGGCAAUUAAACAUGAAGAUCCUUGUGCCAAACGUCUGGCCAAUGUCGUUCGCCAAGUACAGACUUCUGGAGGACUGUGGACUGAGUGCAUAGCACAGCUCAGUCCUGAGCAGCAGGCCGCCAUUCAGGAGCUCCUGAACUCUGCGUGAAGGGCCUUAAUGUCACCCACCAGAAAACUAACUCCAAAUAAACGCUUACCCUUUCGUUUA